AGAGGGGGAGAUAGAAGGUAGAGGGAAGGUUGUGGCAAGCUAAGGGUAGGUGCCAAAAGCCUGGCAGCCUGGCAGAAGGACUCGGGUGUCCACUAACCGACGAUGUCGCGGCACAGCGCAUGAUGUUGACGGCGUUGGUGACUGUGUCAGUGUGUAAGUGUGUGUGUGUGUGUGCGUGUGAAUAUGUCAGUGUGUUGUUGUCUGUGGCCGGCGAGUGAUAGACGCUACCAUUAAUUCACAUUCAGGUGCCGCACGCUUGGCUGCCCAACUUUGCUCCAGCAAAAUAUAUACCUAAGGGUGAGUGUGUGUGUGUGUAUAAGUGUGUGUGGCAACGACAUGUGUUCUCACACAUAGCUAAAGCGAGGGAAUGGAGAGGGAGAAGCUGCGGUCGCUCGUGCAGGCAAAUCUCGUGCAAUGCAUGACAAAUGCCUCCCUCUAAAAAAAAGGAAAAAGAAGAAAGACUUUUUUAAACAACGUCGACCCACUUUGGCGAUGGGGUCGUGUAAUUAGUGUGGCUCCUACUUGGACAUGGAUAAUUCAUGAUGCGCAAAAUCGAAAGUUAGUCGAGCACAGCUCGCAAUGCCAGGCACAUUGUGAGUGGCCAAAAGCAAAAUCAAUAAAGGCAGGUCGCAAAGUUCUCGACUCUCGACUGGGGCCAAUGCCAAGCAACCACUAAAUAUCAAAAAAACAGAGCUAAGAAAUAAGGUAGCCAUGACAACGCGACUCAAUAAACAAAUGGUAAAUACACUCGCACACACGUGGUAACACACACACAGACGCACACACAGUCGCACUUAAUGCGGCUAUUCAAAUAAAGUUGCUUUAAAAAUAGCUCACAUUGUCGCAUUCGCAAUCGCAUUUAUUGUAUUCGGUGCUCGGCUGUUCGCUGGCACACGCAAACUGUGUCAAUACAAAAGUACACCACCAACUGCAGUUGGCUACUGACAGUUGCUGCACGAGCACCACACACAGGACAAACAGGAAAAAGGACUCUGCCUGCCAGGACUGAACGAGGACUCACUGGAGAGAGAGUGUGCCAUCAAAGUUACCGCCACACUUGGAGAGAUGUUUCCACAGGCUGAGCUGGAGAACUACAAGCUGCAGGUGGAGCUGCUGCAGGAGAAAUUGCAGCGCAGCGAGGACAAUCGCCAGCAGCUGGAGCACAAGCUGGAUAAAGUCUUACAAAAGCGCAGCGAGUUUGAUAAGUGCGUGCGGCAGAAGAGCAGACAAAAGUACCAAGAAUUUCUGGAGGAGCAGGCGAAACGCAAUGAGCGCAACAAAAAGCUAGUUCAGAUGCUGGAGCGCAUUGAUGAGCAGACGGCAGCAAUGUCGCAGCGCAGCGAGCGACUCAAAAUGAUGAAGUUGCAAUACCAAAUGUACUUUGCUAAAUUGGUGCAGCAUCAAACGUUGCGCAGCAUUCAACAGACAACAGCAGCAACAACAGCAAUGCCAGUUAUGUUGCAACCACAAGCAGCAGCAAUAUCGAAUCCAACAGCAACAACUGCUGCUGCUGCUGUUGGAGUUGCGACUUCAGCUGGUCAAUUGCUAAAUCCAAAUCCAACGCAGCAGCAAUGGGCGUAUCCAGCACAGCCUGGCAUGUUAUUAGCGCCUCAGUUUACGCCUCAGCCAAUGUAUAUGCCGAUGCCAGUGCCAGAUCUUUAUGGAGGCAUGAGUUUGGGCGGUGGCCAGGCAUUGGGCACAUCCAAUCUGUUCGAUCUGCGCGCCACGUUGCGUGCCCUGGACAAUGAGAAUGCCGAUUUGCCGGAGCGCAUGACACGCUCAGCAGCAGCAGCAGGUGAGUAUCAAGGAGACAGAGGAGCAACACCAGCAACAUCCACAACGACGACGCCUUGUUCGCCGACAAGAGACAAAAGCGUCGCCAGAGAGCUGAGCAGCACAUCGUCAACAUCGCUGGCAACAUCCUCGUUGACAUUUGAUAAAUUGCCAAAGACGGCAACGCUGACUGAGUUGACUGAGACGCCAGCAGCAGCAGCAGCAUCAUCGGUAGUUGCAGCUGUUGCCGAUGACGUUGGGCGACCACAAAUGGCAGGGCUACGCAGGGGCAGCCAACAACAACAGCAGCAGCAGCAGCAGCAAAUGGAGCAACAUCAGGAUGCUUGGCCAAAUUCACGCGUGACUAAAGUCGAGCAUGAAAAAUCGCCAAGUGUCGCUGGCCAUAAUGAGCCGGGCCAACAACAACAUCAGCAGCAGCAGCAGCAACACAAUUUCGAAGCAUACUUUGGUGAGCUGAAAAUCGAUGAGCCCUGGCAGCAGCUACCAUCCACAACAACAGCAGCAACAACGAGACCGAGAGAAGACAAACUGGAGCUGAACGUGCGUGCAACUGGCAACGGAGGUGGCAAUGGCAAUGGGAACGGUGUUGGCUUGGUUGGUGGCAUCAGCAACGAUUUGCUAGACGAAGUCAAAGCCAGCCGAGCAGCUCUGCAGAAGGCAGCGGCUGCGGUUGAUGAGCAGCUCGCAAGAGGUAAUCAAUUGUCGCCAACGGCAACGGCAACGAGUAACAUCAGCAACAAUGAGGCAGCCGCUAAGCCCAGAGUGUCGAUUGAGAAUAUUGAAAAUGCCAUUUACGGGGAACGUUUGACAGGCUCAGCCACAGCCACAACAACAGCAGCAGCCACAGCAGCAGCAGCAACAGCAGCAGCGACAGCAGCAGCAACUUCGGCAGCAGCAGCAGCAGCAGCAGCAGUCGUGGCAACACCAACGCUGGGAUUAUUCGAGAAUGCAGAGCAAGAGUUGGAUGUGGACAACACAACACACGAUGCGGCUCAGAUCGAUUACGGACAGUAUGAUGCCAUUAGUUAUGGAGAGACAGGUGAGCCCAGCUACGCCAGCAUCGAACAGCAGCAACAGCAACAGUUGCCGUCGAGCGGAGCCGGAGAGCCGCUUUACAGUGAAAUCGGAAAUCCCACAGACUAUCAGCCAUAUGCAGCGGAUGCAGUGAACGGAGCAGCAGCAUCAGUUCAGGAGUUGAACCCAGCAGAUGGAGCUGAAGGAGGAGCAGCAACUGCGGGAGGGGAAGCGGAGACGCAGCAGCAACAGGAGUACUCCAAUAUGGAUUACAGCAACUACGAUGCGGCGCAGUAUGCAGCUGGCUAUGAUCCCAAUGCCUAUCCGGGCUACAUAUACGACGAGACAACCGGUCAGUAUAUAGCCGAUCCCAAUGCAGCGCAGUAUGCCCCAGAUGGCAGCUAUGCCACACAGGACUAUGAUGCCGGCACAGCCAACUAUGAUUACUAUGGCGAGCAGCCGCAACAGGAGCAACAGGAACAACAGCAGCAGGAACAACAACAGCAGCAGCAGGAAGUCGCGUAUCCAAUGUCCGAGAAUAACAGCGAGGGAGGCGAGUUGCUCGAAGCCACUCCCGCACCUCCAGCAUCGAAACCUGUCAAACCCACAUCGAUUCUUGCGACGACAGACAAACAAGCGGCGCCUAAUGAUGCGCAUCAGCAGCAGUCACAGCAGCAACCACAGCAGCACCAGCAGCAGCAGCAACCAAAGAAGAAGAAGCGCGUUAAUUUCGUUGACAGCAGCGAAACGGAUGACAGCUCAAGCGCGAAACCAGUCCAGCAGGAGACGACAACGACAAACUCCAACAGCAACCAUCCACAAGCUGCAACAGCUUCUCAUCCUCCGGGUGGCAGCGAGAGUGACUUCGAUUUUUCAACGGGCAGCGAGGCGAAGAAUUAGAACAAGCUGCAAAACACUUGAGCUCUAAUUUGCUGCCAUUUGGGUUAACCAAAUCGUUUUCAACAAUCCACUGACCAUUCACUGUGACCGCAUUCAAUUUAUGGCCACUGCAUUUCCUUUCCCUAAUUCAAUGCGCAAUUCGCAAUUCGCUAUUUUGUGUGUGCAUAACAUAUUCAAGCGCAACUUAUUAAAGUGUCAACUGUUGAACUCGAAUUGCGAAUUGAGAGACAGUUUUAGAUAUGUUACUAAUAAUGCAUAACUUGGUAUUAAAUAUAGUUUAAAUUAGUCGCUUUGUUUAAUGCACUUUAAUUGCUACUAAAAAAAAGAAACUAAUAAAUAUUUCAAGGUAUAAAAUAUAUUUGUGAAAUUUACAAAA
Drosophila sulfurigaster albostrigata is the source of this 4084-nucleotide messenger RNA. RefSeq names its product probable serine/threonine-protein kinase yakA. The transcript is spliced from 5 exons. The record is from RefSeq and is a predicted model, not a curated record. Lineage: Eukaryota; Metazoa; Arthropoda; Insecta; Diptera; Drosophilidae. The coding region runs from base 1066 to 3708 and encodes 880 amino acids.